CCGGCGGCGGCCGAGGUUGAGGGGGUGGGCGGGGAGAAGCCCCUAGGGGCUCCAGGUGUUCUGGUGUCGUGGGGUCGCCCUGGUUUGGUGUAACGGAGGCAGCGCGGGCCCUGACGGCGUGGAGGCCUGCUGCGUGACCUCUCUCUACACGGUGGUCGCACGUCUGAAACAUGGCUUCAGACUGGCUGGGAAGUAUUGUGUCUAUCACCUGUGGCGAGAGCUUGGGCGUUUAUCAAGGAAGAGUGUCUGCGGUGGAUCAGGUCAGCCAGACCAUUUCUCUUACCCAGCCUUUCCACAAUGGAGUGAAGUGCCUUGUGCCAGAAGUCACCUUCAGGGCAGGUGACAUUACAGAAUUAAAAAUUCUGGAGAUACCGGGUCCUGGAGACAACCAACAUUUUGGAGACCUUCAUCAGACAGAAUUAGGCCCCUCUGGUAUUGGGUACCAAGUGGGUAUCAAUCAGAAUGGCACAGGCAAGUUGGUCAAGAAGCCAGUCUCUUCCAGCAGUGCCCCUCAGAGCAUCCCUAAGAGGACAGACGUGAAGAGUCAAGAUGUUGCCAUUUCCCCCCAGCAGCAGCAGUGCUCAAAGAGCUAUGUGGAUAGGCACAUGGAGUCCUUGGCUCAGUCCAAGAGUUUCCGGCGGCGCCACAACUCUUGGUCAUCCAGCAGCAGGCACCCAAACCAGGCAACUCCAAAGAAAAGUGGCUUAAAGAAUGGUCAAAUGAAGAAUAAGGAUGACGAGUGCUUCGGGGAUGACAUCGAGGAGAUCCCAGACACUGAUUUUGAUUUUGAAGGGAACCUGGCCCUUUUCGACAAGGCAGCGGUGUUUGAGGAGAUCGACACCUAUGAGAGAAGAAGCGGCGCCCGCUCUCGCGGCGUCCCCAAUGAAAGGCCUGCUCGCUACCGUCAUGAUGAGAACAUCCUGGAAUCUGAGCCCAUCGUAUACCGCCGCAUCACCGUGCCCCACAGCGUGGGCAAGGAGUUCUGCACAGACUCCGGCCUGGUUGUCCCGAGUGUGUCCUAUGAGCUGCAUAAAAAGCUGCUGUCAGUGGCUGAAAAGCACGGGCUGACGCUGGAGCGCAGACUGGAGAUGACUGGUGUAUGUGCCAGCCAAAUGGCGCUCACCCUCCUCGGAGGACCCAACAGACUGAAUCCCAAAAACGUUCACCAGAGGCCUACCGUUGCCCUGCUCUGUGGGCCCCAUGUCAAGGGAGCCCAGGGGAUCAGCUGUGGGAGGCACCUAGCCAACCAUGACGUUCAGGUCAUCCUCUUCCUGCCCAAUUUUGUCAAGAUGCUGGAGUCUGUUGCCAAUGAGCUGUCUCUCUUCAGCAAGACCCAAGGCCAGCAAGUCUCUAGCCUCAAAGAUCUGCCCACAAGCCCAGUGGACCUGGUGAUCAACUGUCUGGACUGCCCCGAGAACGCCUUCCUGCGGGACCAGCCCUGGUACAAGGCAGCUGUGGCCUGGGCCAACCAGAACCGGGCACCGGUGCUCAGCAUAGACCCUCCUGUGCAUGAAGUGGAGCAGGGCAUUGAUGCCAAGUGGUCCCUGGCUCUGGGCCUGCCGCUGCCCCUGGGCGAGCACGCAGGCCGGGUCUAUCUCUGCGACAUCGGCAUCCCCCAGCAGGUGUUCCAGGAGGUGGGUGUCAGCUACCACUCGCCCUUCGGCUGCAAGUUCGUCAUCCCGCUGCACUCUGCCUAGAGGGGCCCUGGGAGGCGGGGCUGCUCCUGCCUCUGACUAGACAACGAACGCACGCCUUAAGGAUGCGGAGCUCCAUGGACCUUGUUACAAGGUUUUUCUUUUGGGUUAGUUUCUUCUGUGAGACCAGAACCUAUUUAAAACUGCCCCCGCCAGGCAGGCUUUCCCACUGGGUGUGCGUGGUGGGCGGCAGGCCAUGUGCAGUGGCUCCAGGCACCACCACGCGUGGCCCGAUCCUGCGGGAUUUUGUUUACAGACAUAGGCAGCUCCGACUGUGUUCAGGUUUACAGCCACGACGCCGGGCAGGUCCUGCUGGCACUCUUCUGUCCCAAGCUCCUGGCUUUGUUCCCCGCUCCCCCCUGUGCCCUUUCCUCUGAUCAUGUAGAAGUCACUGCCGUGUCUCUUGAGGACCGGUGUACAGUCUCCAUUCAUUUUGUGAGAGCUGUGGGGCCUUCCUGGCGCCCCACAACUGAGGUGAUUUGGAGGCGUUUGACCCUUUCUCCUGAGCUGAUCCAGUUUCCUCCUGGGUUUUUUCAAGAGUCCUUCUUCCUGUCACUUGAGGCUGAGACAGGGUGGCAUCAGGAUGUGACUGUCAUGGGAUUUUAUACUGUUUUCUGUUGUCUUCAGCACAGGUAGCACACAGCUGUGUUACUGUGGAACCACAGUGCCCAUCUGGCCAGCAGUGCCCUCCCCUGUCUUACACCCCUGUAGCUAGGGGCUGACCCUUCAGGCCGCAGCUUUAAUGUUCAGUGUUGGGGAGGCCCCUGGGGAGCCUGGUGCUGAGCCAGGAGAGGCUCCCUGGUGCUUCUGAUCUUGCCCUUGCCCACGUACACCCUUCCUCUGCUGCUUCCCCUGAGCCGUCUCCCCACGGCUGUCAUCCCUUCCCCAGCUCUGUCCAUUCUUGAUGAGUAGGCUUGGGGUCUGUGCCCCCUUUCAGAGAGGCCCAAACAAGGCAGCCCAGGCCCCAUUUAAGAGAUGCCCAGAUGAGGCUAGUUCUGGAUGAGCCAGCUGGUGGCAUUCAGCUUCACACAUACCAGCUGCUCAGAUGCCAAGGCACAUAGCCCAGCCUUCUCUGACGGCUGACAGGACUGGGCAAGCCCUGGAAGGGGCCCCUUGGGAAAAGGCGGCUUGUGCUUGAAAGCCGUGUAGAGGGUUCAGGCUUCUUUGCCCAUCCACUCUGGUUAAGGGGGUAAGUAGGAGGGCUUACAAAGAUCAUGGACACAGGGUAGGCUAGAAAGGGGUUGCAGACAUCUUCUCCUUGUGCUUUUGGAAGCUUGGCCAGGAGCUAAUGAGGCAGGCAGAGGGGGCUGGUUCCUCCUUCCCACCCUAUCUCAGCAGUUCAGCCGGGCAAGGGUCUAGCUACUGUCAGCCUUGCAUUGGGAGGCCUGAGCCUCUGCUCACUCAGGGCCAUACAGCUUCCUGCACAGAACCCUUUAGUCUAAGCAGCAGUGUGGGACUGUAGGCAUUUUAGUACACAGCUGUGAAGCCCGUCUGGCUCCUGCUCAUGGUCAGCACCCCUCCCCAAUUUGGUACAGUGGAAAACGAGAUAGAAGCACCCUGACCCAGAAGUUCUAGGGGCUCAGAGCACUGUGAUCUUGUUGAGGGACCACUGGGAGUUUGUGCUGGCAACUCCCUCUUUUCUCCAGGGAGCACCGGGGCCUCUUCCUGCCUGGCCUCCCCCAGUGGUGUUAAAGACAAGCUCAGUUUCUCCAGCCUCAGCCGCCUUUUCAGAGGCAUCCCACCCGCUGUGUGCAGUCCUGGGUCAGAUUGUCAUGUGACUCCUGGGGAGAGCUGCUGAAAACCAGCACGGAAAUAAAGCUGAACAACAGCC
Molecule: messenger RNA, 3525 nt
Organism: Sorex araneus (European shrew)
Lineage: Eukaryota; Metazoa; Chordata; Mammalia; Eulipotyphla; Soricidae
Gene: EDC3
Product: enhancer of mRNA decapping 3
Exons: 7
Coding region: 171-1697 (508 amino acids)
Biological process (GO): P-body assembly; deadenylation-independent decapping of nuclear-transcribed mRNA
Cellular component (GO): P-body
Molecular function (GO): mRNA binding
Source: RefSeq, a predicted model, not a curated record